Messenger RNA from Anopheles nili, 720 nucleotides. RefSeq lists its product as uncharacterized. NCBI's taxonomy places the organism in Eukaryota, Metazoa, Arthropoda, Insecta, Diptera, Culicidae. The coding region runs from base 1 to 720 and encodes 239 amino acids. The record is from RefSeq and is a predicted model, not a curated record. The transcript is spliced from 2 exons.
AUGAAGACCUUCACUUCCGUCGCCCUUGUCGUUAUCCUGGCUGCUGUGACCGUCUCGGCACAGCUGUCGAUGCAGGAGCUCACCGACAUCAUCGAGGAUUAUCGCGUGCGCUUUGAAAGGUUGCACGAGAACAAGGACGCUUUCGUUCGCCUCGCUCGCGUGUUGAUUCGCGCCGAGCUGAAGGGAUUGAACGAGGCCACGCUGGAGAACUUGGGCGAGGCGCGCAAUGACAUCGACGACAUACUCACGGAAGCUCGCGAGGACAUCGCGGAAGCCAUCCUCGAACCGAACGCGAACGAGCAGUGUCUGCUUGGGCUCGUCGACACGGUCAUCGCUGAAGGCCGUCGUGCAGGCGAUGGUAUGAGCUCAUGUGCCGCCGACAAGAUCGCCAUCAAGGAGGGUCUUGGUGAUGAAUUCCGUGCACUGACCAACACGCUGCAGCGCAUUGCGACGGCCGCUGCGGAGUACCCGCUGUUUGGGUUCGCCAUCCACGACUCGUUCAACGAUCCGGAGGAGCACGCCGAGUGGCUAGAGGAGGCCUACGAAGCACAGGUUGACUUCUGGGAUAAUGUGGCGCAGCCGGAGGCACAGGAAGAUCUGGACAACCUGGAAAUCAAUCGCCCGCAGCUGGUGGCGGAAAAUCGUGCCUGUCUGAACGCGGUCAUUGCCAGCCUGAACACGGCCAUGCAGAACCUUCGCAUACAGAUCAACAUGUGCUAG